AUUUUAAAUCAAUCCUAAUUUUGCUUCGUCACUACGAUAAUCACUCCAUUUUUACUUCUAAAGCGCUCAGAAACACCUCACUCGAAAAUUAUCAAACGGCAGCACUGAAAGCAUCACAACAAAUGUACAACAAACACAUGAUUUUGACGUUCACAGCCACCUCGACGAAAAUCUCAGCUGUUCUGACAGCACCACCUUGAAUGAAUUCGCCUUGCCUUGGUCAAUGCAUUUCGUGGAAUCAAGAGAGGAUGUUGCUUAAUCCGCUUAAGUCCAUGUUAGUUUUAUAUUUAAUAAAUGUUUUUAAUAAUUUCACUAACACAUUGAACUAAACGUCACAAAGAGCGAAAGGGUUAAAAGUACGAACGAUCUGAUCUGCGCGCGUACAAUCCGGAUAAAGCAACAAGAAGGAAAUCUAAUCAGCUGUCAACGAUUGGCAUGAUUAUUAACCCUACUGUAGUAGAAAUACAUAAGUGCGAAGUGCAUUCUAUAACACCGCAUUUCAACGCAACUUACUCGAUGUGAUACGACGCAUUAGUAGCUAAACAUAACGCUUAUAAUCGUUUGUCGUAAAGUGCUAGGAAAGUGCUCGCCUCAGCAAAUACAAUUUUUUUUUUUGGAGCAAUAAACCCACGGCUAUCAGAAAUAUGAGAAUUUUUUCGCCUACAAAGGGAUCCAGCACGAUGGAAAUGUAGCUUCGUCAAGAAUUUUUAAAGUAAUGAUUAGCGUCAUCAUAUCUACCUAUAUCCAUUUAACACGCGCACUAAUCAACCAGAAUUUAAUCACUUGUAUCAACAUUAAACAAAACAAGACAAGACAAAAACAAAACUACUUUGUUAUCAACGAUUAUUUUAGAAAAAGUUUUCAUUCACGACGGGAGCGAUUACUUGAACGAUAUACAAGACUGUUCAUAAUUAGUAGUUAGUCACGAUUAGCGCGCAGAAAGUUCAAGUCGAGAGCGCAACGAAAUCGAGUAACCAUGUGGCCAAAAAUCGAUAAGGAGCUACUGCCUAUGAAGGCGCAUUAUUUCUUUUUUAAUGCAGGAACGGCGCCGGUAAUGCCUUUCAUGCCCACAUUGGCGCGUCAAUUAGGCUUCUCUACAGUGGUGGUAGGCACAAUGUAUGCAAUUUUGCCGAUCGUUGGCAUGUUAGCGAAACCGCUAUUUGGAUUUAUAGCAGAUCGUUAUCAACGUCAUCGAACACUUUUCCUUAUCGGUGAAGUACUCACCGCCGUGGCCUUCUUCCUCAUACAAUUUACGCCAUCCAUUCCACAAUCCUUGCCUACUGUAGAAUUUCACUGUCACGGUGGUGCAUCCGAUCUCAAAUAUUAUUCCGAAUUUGAUAAGUGCAUAGAACAGAAUCUCGAAAGUUACUAUGGCGAUCGCGUACUAACUUGCCAGCUAUACUGUCAAGCUAAUCCUGAGCAAUGGGACUUCGUUUGUGACAACUGGCUACAUAACAACAGCGCCGGCAGUAUUACAAGUAAUGUCACUUGUCCUGAUCGCAAUAAUCCACAACUAAACUUUACAACAUUUGUCAAUAUGAGCGAAAUUGUGAUGGCAAGUGACCAUCUGUUCUUUGUCAUACCACACGAUCAAGGUCAAAUUAAUGGGGAAAAUAUAACUUUAAAUUGUCCACGUGAACAGUCACAAUUCAAUACAAGCUGUCAGAUUGAAUGCAAUGAUAAAUAUUUCCAUAGCCAACUGGUGCAGAGUGCAGCGAUAAAGAACAGUGAUGUGACGGGCAUGUAUCAAUUUUGGUAUUUUUUUAUCAUGCUCAUUGUGAGCUGGAUUGGCAUGGCGGUGGUGGUGAGCAUCGGUGAUGCCAUAUGCUUUUCGAUAUUGGGUGAACGACAUCAUUUAUAUGGAAAUCAGCGAUUGUGCGGCUCCAUAGGUUUCGGUGUAUUUUCCAUUAUCGCUGGUGUGCUAGUAGAUAAAAUGUCUGGCGGCAGUGCUACUAAAGACUAUACAAUCGUAUUUUGGAUGACUUUGGUGAUAAUUGGAUUUGACCUAAUAUCAUCCACGAAAUUAAAGCACACACAAACCCACCUCUCACCCAACAUUCUCAAAGAUGUCGGUAAAAUGUUCCUUUCAGUACGUUGUGUGAUAUUUUUCAUUUGGUGCGUUUCGAUUGGUCUAUGCACGGCACUCGUUUGGAACUUUCUCUUUAUGCAUUUGGAUGAAUUAGGCGAAAAACUUGAAGGCUGUCAAAAUUCCAUGAAAACACUUGAGGGUUUUGCCAUGGGCAUACAAUGUUUCGGUGGUGAGCUGCCCUUUUUCUUCCUUUCUGGUUGGAUAUUAAGGAAAAUCGGUCACGUUAAUGCAAUGAGUUUGGUGCUAUUCGCAUUUGGCGUGCGUUUCAUACUCUAUUCUGUGCUGGUAAAUCCAUGGUAUGUGCUGCCUAUUGAAAUGUUGAAUGGUGUUACAUUUGGUAUCUUCUACUCAACGAUGGCGUCGUAUGCGAGUAUUGUAGCGCCACCGGGCACAGAGGCCACUAUGCAGGGCCUAGUCGGUGCAGUCUUUGAAGGUGUGGGCGUAUCAAUGGGCAGUCUCAUUGCUGGCAAUCUCUUUGCCGCUGUAAGCGGUAGCGGAACCUUCUUGAUUUUCGGAAUUUUCGCCUUCAUUGUAUUUGUUGUGCAUGUAUGUGUGCAGAUAUAUUUGCAACGCAAUGCUGUUGAUACAAAUGGUAAGCAAACGGAAGUUAAUAAUGUUGCGCACGAAGUGAACUAUUUACCAGCAGAAAAUGGUUACAUAUGGACAGUAAAUGCAAAAACGCCUAAAGGUGUUAACGCUGAAUUUACUGACGUGGAUUUAAGUUGAUUUUAAAAGGUUGAUAAAAAAAAAAUAUAAUAAGUAAUUUAGUACGUAAAAAGUGCCACCGAAAACGGUGAAUAGCAGAGCAACGCCCUAGGCAUAGCAAGUAUUACCGCAAUAUUUUUAUGUACAGAUAGUUUUUUAUUGAACUUAUAUUUUUCCCACGAUUUUUGAUGCUAUAAAAUCACUUUAUUAAAAGUGAAAAAAAGCUAUCUCAGUGAUAGUUUAUACUAAAAUAAGUUAUUUCUAAAACCAAGUUCAAAUCGAGAACAGGGCUCUUCUUUACUCCUGCUAGCCAGUUUAUUUUUAAGACGUUUGAUACUUUUAUAUAACAGUCAGGUGCUUAUUGUGUGAAUCUUUGAAUAAAUACUAAAUUCCUCGAAUGAAAAACUUUUAUUUGCAUUUCUUAAAUGAAAACAAAAUUGAAAUGUGUACAUAAAUAAGGAGUACACCGAAAAGCAGAAAGCUCGGAGCUCAAAAUUUUCAACAAAUUUUAAAAGUUCAGUAAAAGUUUCGCUGUUUUCGAGCACUUAAGUGCUUUCGUCAGGUAAUUUCAAAAUAUUUCCUAGUAGAUGAAUAUUUGCAUGUACAGACUGCUUGCUUAAUACUUAUUCAGGUACCCUGCAAACACAGUCAUCAACGUUAGAGAAACAUUUGAUUUACAUUAGAAUUAUAAUGCAGUUCUCUAAUGUUUCUCUAAGGUAAGAGAACUAUGUUAGAAUUCGAUUAGAAAAUGAUUAGAAAAAAUACUAUACAUUAUAAACCAAUUAGAAUUCAACGUUAGUAUGAGAUUAGAUACUAACCUUUUUCUCGAUAUCGAGAACUUAGUUCCCAUUUUGUAGAGUAUGCUAUAAUUCUCGACAGUUUAUCUAAUCGUCUUAUAACCUUCUUCCUUGGUAAAACUCAUUAGAAUUCGAAUCGGUUUCUAAUCGUUCUCUAACUUAAAUGUUUGUUGGGUAGUUAGUAUUUUGUAAUGAAAAGUAUGUAGUUCAUAUGUUUGAUAGUCUAUAUGUAUUGCAUGUUAUUUUUUUCGUUUUGUGAUUUACGUGAAAGUUACAAUUAUAAUUUUCAGUUUGUUGUUUUAGACUUUGUGUGAAAAACAAUAAUUUACAAAUAAUUUAGUAUGUAUCGUUAACUUGUAUAUUUUUUGCAUUACAUACAUAUAUGUAAACCAAAUAAUGUUCCUCCGACAGUCGGGCCUACGGAGCCAGAACGACCCUGAUUUAUAUCGGGCCAAGAACGUCGCUCCAUCUGAUUCUCCAAAAACCCUUUUGGGAAUUUUUAUGAUGGUACAACAACAAAAACCAUCAAAUGCUUAUGGUCGAAGAACAAAAGUCAAAUCAAUGAUCAAAUAGUACAGAAAAACUAAAGCUUUUGCGAAAAACUCAAAGGAAACGCCUUCCAAAUAAAGAGAAAUCCGUCUCCACUAUAUAACAAGCAUUAGUUUAGACGUGCUGCUCUUAUUUAAAGUCAAUAAUAAUGAAAUCGAGCACAAAUUAAAUUUUCUUUGUUUACAUAUGAUGUAUAAUCAAGAUACAACCAUUACAAACUAGCUAGUACUUAAAAAUAUAUAACUGUUAUGCCUCAAAACGGAGUACAAAUUUUGAUUACCUAAAUAUGUAUAAUCAGCAAAUUAUGAGUAUUUCCUUUGAUUUUAUAGUAAAGAUCGAA
This is a messenger RNA of Rhagoletis zephyria (snowberry fruit fly), 4480 nucleotides long. RefSeq names its product Sugar baby transporter (gene Sugb). The record is from RefSeq and is a predicted model, not a curated record. NCBI's taxonomy places the organism in Eukaryota, Metazoa, Arthropoda, Insecta, Diptera, Tephritidae. Gene Ontology annotation, cellular component: membrane.